AUGGGUUCGAUAUCUUUGUCCAAUUCGAUGCCCAUAACGCGAGUUCCAUUAUUUACAUCACUCAAUCCAUGUCUUCUUCCGACUUCUACUUCCUUCUCACUUCCUCCUCUCUCAAAUCGUCGUCGCUCCGCUUUUUCUCCGUUAAUCGCCGCAUCUGCCGUCUUCGCAGCUCCUGCCGGCGUUAAUAACUCCGUUCCCUCACGAAAUGGGGGUUAUACAGUUGGGGAUUUCAUGACGGGGAGACAGUAUUUGCAUGUUGUUAAGCCAACAACAUCGGUUGAUGAUGCUUUGGAACUUCUGGUUGAGAAGAAAGUCACGGGAUUGCCUGUAAUUGAUGAUGAUUGGAAUCUGGUUGGUGUUGUUUCUGAUUACGACUUGCUUGCACUUGACUCUAUUUCUGGCGGCAGCCAAAACGAUACAAACUUGUUCCCUAAUGUCGACAGCACCUGGAAAACGUUUAACGAACUCCAGAAACUGAUAAGUAAGACACAUGGAAAAGUUGUUGGAGAUUUGAUGACGCCUUCUCCUCUGGUUGUCCGUGAUUCUACCAAUUUAGAAGAUGCAGCCAGGUUGCUUCUCGAAACAAAGUUCCGAAGAUUACCAGUUGUGGACUCAGAUGGAAAACUGAUUGGGAUCCUAACAAGAGGGAACGUUGUAAGAGCUGCGUUGCAGAUCAAAAAGGAAACAGAGAACACUACAUAG
Microthlaspi erraticum is the source of this 702-nucleotide messenger RNA. Lineage: Eukaryota; Viridiplantae; Streptophyta; Magnoliopsida; Brassicales; Brassicaceae. The record is from the annotation of a GenBank genome assembly.